Messenger RNA from Ostertagia ostertagi, 591 nucleotides. The record is from the annotation of a GenBank genome assembly. NCBI's taxonomy places the organism in Eukaryota, Metazoa, Nematoda, Chromadorea, Rhabditida, Trichostrongylidae.
AUGAAAGCCUGCCAGUACUCCUUCCGACUGAAUGCUAUCAAACGAGGAAUGUGCUACGCCACUCGUAUAACGUCUUGUAAUAACAUUAUCAAGAAACGGUAUCAGUUUACAUCUUCCAUUGCACCGGCCAUCUCUCAUAACCCGAGGAACAUUGACUGGUCUGGCGUGCCUCCUCUGUAUGGUUUUGUGACGAUCGUCAGCUGGUCGGCACUUCCACGAUCUUCAGAUGUCGAUCCGAAUCGUUCGCUGUACCGCUUGGCGCAUUCUCUGGCCCACAACGACUGUGUGACGCGGAUUAGUAGCGAAUUUGGAGCGUUGGUCGAUAUCGAUGAGCUCAUUGUGCCGAGGAAUGGGUCAUUGCUAUCGUACGUGAUCCAGCAGUUCUCCUCGCCUUCCCUGGGAGCUCUCUGUUUUGCUCAUCGACAUCUGCUGCUCAGUCCUCCUUUGGCAGAUAAGUACUUCGCUUUCAAGGAUCUCGACUUCUCGGGCAUUCUUGCUGCAAAGGAAACAAAUAGUAAAGGUCCUUUCAAACUCUUCAAAGGUGUGAAAUGGGUCGCUAAUAAAGCGAAACUGAAAAAAAUAAAGUCUUAG